Molecule: messenger RNA, 627 nt
Organism: Drosophila montana
Lineage: Eukaryota; Metazoa; Arthropoda; Insecta; Diptera; Drosophilidae
Gene: Kmn1
Product: kinetochore Mis12-Ndc80 network component 1
Exons: 2
Coding region: 61-624 (187 amino acids)
Source: RefSeq, a predicted model, not a curated record
UCGGUCCUCUUAUUUGCGUAACCUUGUCUAUUGCGCUAAUUCCGGCGUCAUAUUUUGAAAAUGGAAGCCGAAGCAAAUAUUUCAUGUGAAAGGGAGAAAUGCUUAAAUUCGCCUACUGCGCGCCUGAGCGAUGUGGAUGACAUCUCCGAUAUUGACGUAGAAGAUGUUGUAGACAAGCUGCACAAGACGAUAACAUCGAAACCAGUCUACGAUGAGAAGAGAAGCAUUUUCAAUACCACACUCGACCUGGCGGAAGCGGGAUCUAUUUGUGAAACAGCCGGUGCUGCCAUUGAGGCGUAUAUGGAGAGCGUUGUGCAGGAGAAACAAAAUUGGGAAUCCUUUGCCACCAAAUACAUGCACAGACCGGGCGCAUUUGGCCCUGCGGGAGGCGUUACCUACAGGCCCAGCGAGGAGCAGCUGGCCUACCUCGGUCAAGGCCCCAAUCUACAAAGCUUUAUACGCGGAUUUAGCACGUUUAUGAACGAUGGAACGACGUUCAUGCUGGAGUUUGAGGAAAUCCAAGAGAUACAGGAAAACCUAAAGGAGUGCUGUCAGUCCCUGGCAUGCCAAAUACAACGCAUCAACAUAGCCGAAUCUCAGACAAAUAGAAUGCGCGACGAAUGAAAC